AUGGCCUCCUCGACACCCCCAGCCUCCGAGAACCCCACCUCCACUCUCCGCUACAUCCGCUACGACUCCGCCCACGAGGACGCCUACGUCGCCGCCAUGCGCCAAUUGAUCUCCAAAGACCUCUCGGAGCCCUAUAGCAUCUACGUCUACCGCUAUUUCCUCUACCAAUGGGGCGACCUCUGCUUCCUAGCAAUGGACACCGACCCGACAACUGGCGAGGAACAGAUGGUCGGCGUCGUCGUUUCAAAGCUCGAGCCGCACAGACACGGCCCGAUGCGCGGGUACAUUGCCAUGCUGGCUGUGCAGGAGGAGUAUCGCGGGAAGGGGAUUGCGACAAAAUUAGUGAGGAUGGCCAUUGAUGCAAUGGAGAAGGGGGGUGCGGAUGAGAUCGCCCUCGAGACCGAAAUAACAAAUACCGGCGCAAUGAAGCUUUACGAGCGGCUUGGAUUCUUACGCAGUAAGCGGCUGCAUCGGUAUUAUUUGAACGGAAACUCGGCGUAUCGGCUGGUGCUGUAUCUGAAGGAGGGCGUCGGGUUGAUGAGAACGUCAUUUGACCCAUAUGCCCCUCCGCCGGAUCAUGCCCAUGACCAUCUUCCCCCUGCUCCUGUUCCGCCAGCAGCACCGCUGCUCGGUGAGAAUGGGGCGUGA
This is a messenger RNA of Aspergillus mulundensis, 648 nucleotides long. RefSeq names its product peptide alpha-N-acetyltransferase MAK3. Gene Ontology annotation, biological process: N-terminal peptidyl-methionine acetylation. Gene Ontology annotation, cellular component: NatC complex. Lineage: Eukaryota; Fungi; Ascomycota; Eurotiomycetes; Eurotiales; Aspergillaceae. Bases 1 to 648 code for a protein of 215 amino acids. The transcript has 2 exons. Gene Ontology annotation, molecular function: protein-N-terminal amino-acid acetyltransferase activity. The record is from RefSeq and is a predicted model, not a curated record.